UCCAGGGCUACACCACAAGGUGCUGUGUACUUGUCAGUUUACGUAUAUAUUGUCUUUUUCUGUGUCUAUAUUGUUUAUUUCCAAAAGCCUCACUCUAUCUACCUUGAGCGGUGUAUAGUGGCUUUUGUAGGGCUUUGGGAAUCAGAGAUGUUGGUUCCAUCACAAGUCAAGCGGAUAUGGAGACUGACAGACAAUCUGCAGAGGAUUUGACAACAACAGGACGGCCUUGCUGAGCCCAACGAUGGCACUCGCUAAACUGAAAUGGAGUUUAUUUCAGGCCAAAGCUCUAGUCUGCUCACUGCUGGUCCUACCGUUUGUCUACACAGUCACGGGAAUGUCAGGGUGGGAUGGAUGUUUGGAUGGUCAGGAUGUAUUCACAACGAUCAGAGAAAACAGCCAUUCAGGAGAAGUUGUUGCUGAACUCAUGGCUGAAACCACAAUGGAGGGGGUUCACUGGAGCCUGAAUGGGAAAGAUGCUGAUUGGUUUUUCUUGGAUGAAGGAAGCAUCCGGCUGAACACAUCAGCUGACAAGGUCCUCGACCGAGAGGCUCAGGGUCCUGUCCUAAUGGCUGAGUUAUCAUGCUAUGAGGACAACGCACUUCAGAGUGUGUACAGGAUCAUGGUGGAGGUUCUCAAUGAGAACGAUAAUUUGCCUGUGUUUGCAAAAGACAUGGUCCAGUCUCUUACUAUCAAUGAGCUGACUCCAGUGAACACUGUGGUGUUCACUGUCCAGGCCAAAGACGCAGAUAAUGACAAGAUCAUUUACUCCAUCGACCAGGCGUCACCGGAUGCAGAGUACUUCAAGGUUGAUCUCCCCAACAGUGGGCAGGUGAUCCUGGCCAAGCCUCUUGACUAUGAGACCAAAACCCUGCUCACUGUCACCAUCCACGCCUCCGAAAUGAACACUGCUGAGCGCUUCAAUGCCAGCACCAAUAUGACCAUCAACAUCCUGGAUGGAGAUGACCAGUACCCACAGUUUGUGCCCUGCGAGCUCCUGUUCCAGGAUGAAACGAGUCGCAUCUGCACCAGUCCUUUGUACACAGUCAAUGUCACAGAGGUGGAAGAGGACAUUGUGUUAGACUUCUCUCCUGGUCCUAUUCACGCUGUGGACGGAGACAGAGGACUUAGCUCUCCGCUCAGCUACGCCAUCAUCUCAGGAAACGAUGAUGGGUGUUUCCUGAUGGACAGAGAAACUGGGGAGGUGAAAAUGAUUUGCGUACCCGCAGACAGACUCACAACCCCAGAGCUGCAUCUACAGGUCAUGACGUAUCAGGACGACGACCCUAGGAAGUAUUCUGUUGCCACGGCGUUGGUCAGAGUUCUUGCAAUGAACCAGUUUCCUCCAGAGUUCGACACAGCUGAAUAUCGAGGCUUUGUGACUGCCGGAAAGACCACGGCCUCCCUCGUCAAUACUUAUGGAAGCAAAGCACUGGUGUUAAAAGUACAAGAUCAAGACUUUAACCAUGGCUUCAAUCCCAUGAUCCACUUCACCUUCAGUCCUACAUCCAAUCACACAGAAAUCUACCAAAUUACACAGGAGGGUCUUCUGAUUGCCAGGACCAAUCAACUCCGACCAAAUCAGAUACAACUCCUAGAGGUAAUGGCAAGAGACCUGGAGUCGGGAGAAGCCACAUUUGCCACUGUGGUGGUGGAAGUGUUACCUGAAGGACAAUCAAUCCCCAAUAGUUCACUGGGAGAUACGCAUCCAAUCAGCUGCACUUUGGGCAAGGCCAUGUUCCUGAGCAUGGUGAUCAUGUCCUUCCUUGGAUGUACCCUGUCUGUGGUGGUGUGGCUGAAGAGGAAACACAAGGGGAAGCGGAACCCACUGCAAAGAGGCUGUGUGGCUCAAGGCAAACACCCCAAUGUGAGCUUACGUUGGUUCCAACUGGUGAGUCACCGUGGCGGCAUGCCGCACACGGAGAAAGUACACCGCAACAACGAAGAAUUUGGAACUUGCAACCCUUCCUUCAGCUUACUAGACAACCCUGUCAUCAACACCCACCCAGACCUGCCCUCAUAUCAGGGACCCGCUCCGCUCAAAAAGGCUGCUGCACCCGACACCAGCUCCAUCCCCGCUGACACCGGGACCAGCCCUUUGGUUGUCACAAAUGAUGACUCCACCCCAAUCAAAUGCUCCUCUUGGUCCCCCACCUUUCACCCAGCCCCCGUGGAUGUGAUCCUCACGCGUAUGGCUCCACCCAAAGAAAACCCGCGCUCAGUAACCGACCCUUCCGACGCACCACCCGACGUCAACCCUAGCCCCGCAACCCCCGCAACCCCCGAUGCCACGUGCACCACCGCGGGGGAGGAGCUUGCCGACCCCGACACCAGCCCCUCCUCUCAAUGCAGUGUUCCAUGCAGUCAUACCCGAAUCGCUUCCGCGGAAAUAGACAAACCUUUCCGCAAACUCCGCGUGAAGACGCCCCCGUAUUCCCCGCUGCUGUCCUCACUCCUCCCCACGCACGCGGGCACACCCCCGCCCACGCCCGAGCGCGCGCCUUUAAAGGCCACGUUCGUACACAUACAAACGACUCCCCUCGACACGCCUCGCGUAACUCCACAGCCAACAUCCCCGACUCAAAGCGCAGAGCUGGACCAACCCUCCACAUCCACGGACCAGGCAGAGCGGUCGGGACGCCCCAGUGGAGCUCCAGGCGCCGGCGGUCCGCCUCAGGACCGGAGGCCCUCGACAAACAUGGGAAGCAGGCUGGUCAUCCGCCGGCCAGGGGAGGUCGAAGAUGAUGAUGAUGGUUUCCUGGGGGAUAAAGAUGCAGACAAGAACAAGAACAAUGAGGAUGAUGAUAGCGAUGAGCUGGACCCAGACGACGAAGAGCUGCUGAGAGUGAUGGCUCGAUGUAAUCCCAUUUUUAUCACAUUUAGAAAGUGAUGUCACUAGAUAUUUGGAUUCACAACCAGUCAAACUGCUGCUUGUUUGACAUGAGUCGUAGCACAUGUAUCUAAUCAUUGAAACAAACAAAGCACCACCUUACAGAUAAACUGGGAUAGAACUAACAAUAUGAGGAAUAUUUCUAGUUGAAUUUGUUCAUAAUAAAGCCUUUGGAUUUUCUGUAAUGCUAGCUACUAGUUAAUGACUUUGCUUUAUGUGUAACUGAGAAUGCUAAGAAGUAAUUCAGUGUAAACUCUAAAGCACACAAAGAGAUCAAUAUCAGGCUGAAUCUACUUCUCCAAUAUGUUACACUUGUGCUGCAUGCUAAGACCGAAAUAACAGGAAACUGCUCAAGCUCGGCUUGUUGGCAUCAAUGAACCUCAGAGCGCGCAUGUUAUAAACGCUGCAACAUGACAGCACCAACACCUCAACUCUUGCAGCAAGAAUGCCUUUCAGUACGGUUAACAUGAGCUGUCCAGAACAAUUACCACAUCACCAGCAAGGGUUAAAGGAUGUUUGGGACAGCUAUAUCGACCCAGGUAACCCAGGUGGUAUAGAAACCAAUCCUUUUUCUCCUGCAGCUCACUGCCGUGGGAACUGUUGAUGCGCACACUACCGCAGGAGAUACAACCCAUUCGGCCAAAGCAUUUACAAAAGGUCUUGUGCUGUGCAAUAACUUUCAACUUGAACUUCUCCUACUUAGAUAUUGGUGGGUGCAUGGAGAGCGUGGCUUACCUGGUGGCAAUUUGGUUUCCCGUCUCAAUAUCAAUACUUUUUUUUACUGUCCGGGCUUAAUUGUGAAACACAGCAAUAAAUACGCAAUCGAUUUAAAUUUCCCAAUUGUUAUGAAUGAAUGUUGGCAUGAAUGAAAGUCGGGUAACAUUGUUUGUAUUUCAUUUUAAUUUUCGAAUUAGAAAAACACUUUGAAAUGUUACUCAAAUAAAACAUACAUAUGUGGGCAAAUAUUAUGCGUUUGUGGAAAUACAUUUUCAUAUUGAAGAUACAUUUUUUGAGGAUUGUGAUA
This is a messenger RNA of Pungitius pungitius (ninespine stickleback), 3911 nucleotides long. Its product is annotated as cadherin-related family member 5. Gene Ontology annotation, cellular component: membrane; catenin complex. Gene Ontology annotation, biological process: homophilic cell-cell adhesion. Gene Ontology annotation, molecular function: cadherin binding; calcium ion binding. Bases 242 to 2887 code for a protein of 881 amino acids. The transcript is spliced from 16 exons. Lineage: Eukaryota; Metazoa; Chordata; Actinopteri; Perciformes; Gasterosteidae. The record is from RefSeq and is a predicted model, not a curated record.